UGAAAAAACCAUUCACCACAAGGUUGUGUGAUUUGUUUUAUUUUGUCUAUUUAGGUAGUAUUUCUUCGGAUUCAAAUGAGUAAUAACGGUGGUUUAUAACUGCUUAGAAUCUCUGAAAGUGCACAAAUGUGGGAAAAUGAAACAAAGCCGCUGGACGCAGCUUCACGGGAUCCUCCAAAAAGUCCACUGAAAAAGUCUCAGAAAUAACCGGCAUUUUACUGAGACUAUAUUUCAUCACAUAUCAUCUCAUCUCAUUUCAUAUGAUUUCAUUUCUUUUCAUCUCAUUUCAUUCCAUGUCAUAAUAUCAUUUUUCAUAUAAAAAAUUAUAUAUAUGUAUAUAUAUAAGAUUAGGCCGUAUGGUAUGAUUCCUUUGCCUUUCCAAUUGGAAAAUAAAAUUACUACUACUUGACAGUUGACCAUUACUUAGGUUAGAUUUAAGAUUUCCAAUUAAAAAUAAAGUGAAAGAAAUUAAGAUAACAAUGAAUCAAGCAGAAGUUUCCAAACUUGUUUCAAAACUACGUAUGAAUAUUAAACCAGAACACCGUCGGUUAAAAAAUCUUAAAGGUCCUGAGGGCAGGAUUGAUAAAUUACGUAAAACAGUAACAGGAUUAAUAAAAUUCGAGAGAAUAGAAUUAAAUAUUAACCGAGGUGAUGAAGCUCGCCAAUAUGCAGAAAGGCUUAUAUCAGAAGCUAUCCGUCAUGGUGACUGUCACAAACCAACUAUGGACAUGGCCAAUUUUUGGCUUCUUGAAAAACAGCUUGUUCAUAAAUUAUUCAAAGUUUUGGUUCCAAGAUUUGAAAACUCGACAGUUUCUUAUACAAAAAUGAUUAAAGCACCUAAAGCUCAGAAUACUGAACAUACAAAUAAAAUUGUAUUAGAACUGCGAGGUAAUCCAUAUCCAGACUUAAUUGUCAAACAACCAAAUAAUAGAUUAUGGAUUCAAAAUGUAUUGCUCGAUGCUGCAAAAUAUGAUUAUAGGCAAUCAAAAAUUUCCGAAAUUGCCGCAAAUAUUGGUAAAGAUACCCAAUUAAGUUCAUCAAGUUUAACAGCAAAUAAUAAAGGGGGAACUCAAAAAGAAGAAAGUUGAAAUUGUUUAAAUUACCUUGUUAAUGAUUAAUUUAAUAAUAGAAUUUUUAACAAUAAAAAUUAAAAAUCGA
Bombyx mori (domestic silkworm) is the source of this 1158-nucleotide messenger RNA. It is a transcript of the gene mRpL17, whose product is annotated as large ribosomal subunit protein bL17m. NCBI's taxonomy places the organism in Eukaryota, Metazoa, Arthropoda, Insecta, Lepidoptera, Bombycidae. Bases 480 to 1088 code for a protein of 202 amino acids. Gene Ontology annotation, cellular component: mitochondrial large ribosomal subunit; ribosome. The transcript has 2 exons. Gene Ontology annotation, molecular function: structural constituent of ribosome. Gene Ontology annotation, biological process: translation. The record is from RefSeq and is a predicted model, not a curated record.